AUGGACACUCUUAAUGAAUAUCACAUAACCAAACAAACAAAAUCACUAGCUGUAUCCAAGUCGGCUUCAAAAGUUACAGAAAAACCAUCUGUUCGCAUCACAAAAGUCACAGCACCAUCUUCGACUAAACAACGAAGUGGCAAAUCUGGUGAUACGAAAAUAUCCGUUAAUAUUACUAAAGCACAAAACAAAACACCUACCGGGCCAUCUACUCAAAAUAUACCUCACCCGGGUGUAGCAAAAUCAGCAACAACAAUCAAAGCGCAGUCGAAACAAAAGGCGAAAGGUAAAAUAGUUCAGUAGAUCGAGAUUGUGUAAGCAGUCUUUUUAUAUUCCAGUAGGGGUCGCAUCUGAAAUCGCUUAUAGCUGCAAUGUAAAUUAUAAUUCCUGAUCAUAUAGUGUUCCUUCCCCUAUCUAUAGCUGAACAACAAUGUCUAUCUGUUUUUUUCUCACUGUAGAUUCUCAGAAACCGACGACAACGAAAAACUGAAUAAAACAGCCAG
Messenger RNA from Didymodactylos carnosus, 503 nucleotides. The record is from the annotation of a GenBank genome assembly. NCBI's taxonomy places the organism in Eukaryota, Metazoa, Rotifera, Eurotatoria, Philodinida, Philodinidae.